UAUCGAAAAUGAAAAGCUCUCGAAUUCCGGCGCAAUGGAGCGAACUUCCCCAAGAUCUGACGGCGAAUAUAUUGCAAAGGCUGCAGCCGGAAGAGAUACUGAUGAGUGCGCAGUUUGUGUGCACUAGCUGGUGGAGAACCUCCAAGGAUCCCUCCAUGUGGCGCGUCAUUCAUUUGGAUAUUCGACGCCGCCAUUUCUGGAACAUCUGCCGCUGCGGAUUUGAUCGUCUUUGCCGUUGCUAUAACUGUUGCUGCCCCGUCCACGCACGUGACAAUAUUUCACGCUGCAGAGUCAACCUAUAUGACACAAUUUGCUCCUGCGCAGUCAUCCAAUUUGAGAACAUGUCCCGUUGUGCAGUGGACCGUAGUCAGGGACAAUUGCUCCAUCUAACGCUCGCCGGUUCUCACCUCGAUGCCUUGCUAAACUAUGUAGCCCACCGAUCAAGUCAACUUCGAUGCCUUAAGCUUGUAGAGUAUCUAAGUACUUAUGGAGGAGGAAGUACUCCUUUGACUUUGCAUAUAACAAAAUUGCAACAAUUGGAAGAGUUGCACCUUUUCAUGAAGCCAUGGGUCGAUCCCCAAGAUUUUGAAACCAUUGGCAUUGCUUGCCCACUGUUGAAAUCAUUUACCUAUCACAACUGUGAAACCAAGGGUCCGGAUUUUACAGAGUAUGCUGCCGCAAUUGGGAAAACCAUGCCUAAUCUGCACCAUCUCCGGCUUUGUCAAUAUAUGACUGGAAAUAAGGUACUAGAACCCAUUCUCGAUGGCUGCCCCAACCUCAAAUCACUUGAUCUUCGGCGAUGUUCUGGUUUUGACCUUAGAGAUUCGGGAAAAAGAUGUUGGGAAAAUGAUCUGUGGCUCUAUUCCGACUCUAUCAGUUUCGUGGAUUGGGUUAAGAAAUGGCAGGAUAACUAUGAUUCUGAUGCUCCAUAUCCUCCUGGUGUUACGGAUGCUGGUGCUUUUUGUGAUGUUUUUUAUUGGAAUUACUUUUAUUGUGCUUUUUAUAAAAAAUUUGUUGCUAUAUAUUGAAAUUUACAUGCUAUGAAUCAAUGAUUAUUGCUAUUA
This is a messenger RNA of Salvia splendens (bonfire salvia), 1064 nucleotides long. Its product is annotated as putative F-box/LRR-repeat protein 9. Bases 9 to 1028 code for a protein of 339 amino acids. The record is from RefSeq and is a predicted model, not a curated record. Gene Ontology annotation, molecular function: protein binding. The transcript is spliced from 2 exons. NCBI's taxonomy places the organism in Eukaryota, Viridiplantae, Streptophyta, Magnoliopsida, Lamiales, Lamiaceae.